AUGUCUGACGUACUGCCUACUCAGGUCUCUCCUCAAGCCACACUUGCUGCGUUAAUAAUAUCCGUCGUUGUUCCUUUGUUAGUGGUUCUACUUCGUCUGUGGGGAAACUACGCCAACCACAAAAAGCUCCUUGCAGAAGACUGUGAGUACAACCGUGGCCAAAUCUAUAGCUGAAGUAGACAUCAAUUGAACCAAGCCCUAUUUCAGAUUUCUCCAUCGUUGCCAUUAUCUAUCUUGCCGUUGAGGCAGGCGUAUGUUACGCUGAUAGAGUCGGUAAGUAAAGUCAAGUAUUUCUAUUUCCGCUUGACAGAACAAGUGAAACAGUUUAGCUAAUCAGUACAUAGUUCUCAAUGAUCCAGUUACAACAUUAAAGUUCAUUGGAAAUGUAAGCUUGGACUACACAGCCACCACGUCAUUUAGUUUUAGCAGAUACUAACAGUUUAGUUCAUCAUUAUAGGCGGCGUUAUAGCAAUACUAGCGAGCUAUUUUGCCAGAGUUCCACUUGUUCUUCUUUAUCUUCGAUUCUUUGGCGUCAAGAAAUGGCUUAGAGUCUCGUCUUAUACAUUCCUUAUUGUAUAUCCUUUGACUUUGGUGGCUGGUGUCAUUUUCACAGCUGUGAAAUGCAACCCUAAUGGAAAGGAUCUUGACGCCCCAUGGCUGGGGUCUUGCAUUCAUAAUGGGUUUAUUGUUGGCGUCUGGAAUGGAAGUUUUGCUGCGCUUAGUGACAUUAUAUUAUUCAUACUUCCGCUUCCAAUUGUCUUCAACUUGCAUCUUUUUUUCGACAAGAAGCUAAGCUUGGUAGUUGUAUUUAUGACUGGAAUAUUGUGACUACCAUGUAGCUCUAUCUCAGAUUUCGAUCUAAUGACAAAAUUCUUUUUAGAGGAAUUACUGCUAGCUUAGUUACUCUCUACUAUCGAGGUUCUUCGCUGGCAGGGGUUAGUGACAAUGAAAUCGGUCAGAUUUUAGGCCAGUAAGUCUCUAUAUGAAGAUGUCCUUAACAAAUUGAACGCUGAUCAGUUAUCUUUCUUAGGGUGCUAGAACAUGCUAUUGCUAUUAUGGCUGGCUGUGCCCCAACUCUUCGUACGGUAUGGAUCAACCAAGUCAUCACCACUGGUCUAUAUGCGAGACUACAAUCAGCAGUUACGAGCCCAGACUCCGCAUCUACGCAAAAACUGUCUGCUACAAAGAAUCCAUCAGGUGGUAGACCUGGUGACAUUGGGUCACGUGAGUAUUUGGAACUUGGGGAAGUUCAGCAUACAACGCGCUCAGAUUAGUAGAGAGCAAAGAUGUAUAAAGGAGAAUGUUUUUUCUAUUUCAAUGCCGGAUUUGAUACUAGGGGGGUCAGUCAAAACCAACAAAUUCAAACAUUCAGAUAGCUUUCUCGCUCCUCAAUAAAGCCAGUAAAGCCACUUCCACCAAACUGUCCAAAUGCAGUCUUUUAAUGAAAAGUCGCACUUUUAGAAUAAAGUACUGUUUGAAAAGAAGCUGAGUUCUGAGGGUGGCUAGACAUUAUGCUCCCCACAGACAGUUCUAGCGUUACAACUAUAUUACGAUAUAGCAGACUGUUGAACAUACCAACUUUGGCAGAGGUAGCGCGUGUCAUAUGUCUUGCUUUCAGCUGCAUGCCCUAGACCUCUUGUCGCCAAGGGUCCCAUGACUGUCUCGUGACUGUGACUGUCUCUUGCAUAUAUAACAACUUCGUAGCAGGAGGGCAAACUUGAAUUUGUUCCCAACAGAAACAACUCUUCUCACCCUUGACUAUUUUGCGGACUUGUCUACAAAUCCAUCUCCUUCUUCCACACUAUCAUGGCAGAAUACACUUCUACGCUUGAAGGGUUUCAACGUGCUAUGAAAUGGAGCCUUACUGGCCCCCCAAAUGACUCAAACUUGUACGUUGAAGCGACUACAACUACGGAUUUCUAUCAAAUCAUGAACGGCAAUCGUAUUGAAUACAAGAAUUAUAUGGAUGGUAUCGAGGAGUGACGUGCUAAAAUUAGUGACUAUAACCCUGUUGUGUAAGUAGAAAACGGUCUUGCCUCUUGAGCUCAUUUGUUAACACUCUUUAAGCCACGAAUCCUCCGCAAUGGAGACCAGCUGGCAGCGCGAAUGACGGGAUCUAUCAAGGUAGAUGGGGCAGACACUGAGUUCGAAAGUUUUAUGUUCGCCAAGGUCAACGCUGAGAGUGGCAAGAUGGAGUGGUUGAUUGAGAGAUCCAUUUGGGGGCCUGUUGGUGGCGUAUCCAAGCAGGGUGUUAACUGAGAAGGUCAGGUUCGCUUAAGCUUGAUCUUACUUUUAGUGGAGCCAUGUACCAGAAUUGACAUUCAUUGACUAUUUUCCAUCUUCCAAGCGACGUUUUAUUAACGAUUGCCUCUCAAGUUGUUGAUAAGAGUUGCCAGCCUAGAAAGCCCUUUUUAUAGGAAGUUCUGACUUGUUU
Molecule: messenger RNA, 2434 nt
Organism: Hymenoscyphus albidus
Lineage: Eukaryota; Fungi; Ascomycota; Leotiomycetes; Helotiales; Helotiaceae
Source: the annotation of a GenBank genome assembly